GUAUGGACCUUGCACACAAAGAGCCAAUGCUAGCCAAAGGGAAUCUUCCAUAAAAUCCCCAAUAUAUGGGAAUGAUGUAAACUUAAAUUUGAAACUUGGUAAAACAAGUACAGAUGAGUACGUGAGUGAUUUGGAAGUAAACACAUUGCUAGAGAAAUAGAGGUGGAGAUAUGGGUGGAUCUGGGUUUGGUUAGGAAUGAAUCAGACCAUCCUACAGAGUAUGGCUCCUCCCUGGAUGGACCUGCUAUAAAAAGGCCAUUAUUCCAGGCUUCAGCACCCAGCAAGCUCCUUCAGGCUACGUUCUACUUGCUCUUCUGGUGAACGAAGUUCCCAUAUACUUCAAAAAGAUGUCUUCUCUUCUGGAAAACAUCACUGCAAUCAUCGACCUAUUCCAUCAAUAUUCAAAAACCGAUACAGAGACUGAAACACUGAGCGAACAAGAACUGAAGGAACUUCUGGAAGUGGAGUUUCGACCAAUCCUAAAGAACCCAGAUGACCCAGAUACUGCUGAUGUCUUCAUGCAUAUCCUCGAUAUAGACCACAACAAGAAAAUAGACUUUACAGAGUUUUUUCUGAUGGUAUUCAAGUUGGCCAAAGCAUAUUAUAUUUCAACAAGGAGACAGAAUUUCCACACAUCAGGGCAAAAGCAGAAAAAGUUUAGACACCAUCAUGAAGAUGAAGAAGAUGACAUAGAAGAAGAGGAUAAACAAGAAAAAAAGAGAAGAUCCAGUCAUUCAAGAAGCAGUGAUGGAAAGGAGAAAGAUAGAUCAAGGAGCCCAAGAGGAAGAGGAAGAAACAGACAUGGGUCCAAUUCUGGAAGUAGAGGAAGAAGAGGGGAAGCUGUUACUUCUGGACGUAGAAACGGCUAUGGUAAGAAGUCAAGAGGGGAAAAGAAAAGGAGAUCAAGUUCAACUGAACUGAAAGAAAGAAGCCGAAAGUCAAGUGAAAGCCCCAACAGGGGAUAUGAGAGAAAUGAAGAUGAAAAUGCUUAUGAAAAUAAAAGAAGAGUACGAGCAAAAUGGGGAGGACCAGGCUAUGAGGACUCAUACGAAGUAUGCGAAGAAACUACAGAUAUUACCAGAGAUUUUCAAUCAGAAAACCCCCAGUAA
Messenger RNA from Vicugna pacos (alpaca), 1109 nucleotides. Lineage: Eukaryota; Metazoa; Chordata; Mammalia; Artiodactyla; Camelidae. The record is from RefSeq and is a predicted model, not a curated record.